This is a messenger RNA of Formica exsecta, 3212 nucleotides long. RefSeq names its product cAMP-dependent protein kinase type I regulatory subunit (gene Pka-R1). Gene Ontology annotation, molecular function: cAMP-dependent protein kinase regulator activity. Lineage: Eukaryota; Metazoa; Arthropoda; Insecta; Hymenoptera; Formicidae. The transcript is spliced from 5 exons. Gene Ontology annotation, cellular component: cAMP-dependent protein kinase complex. The record is from RefSeq and is a predicted model, not a curated record. Gene Ontology annotation, biological process: regulation of protein phosphorylation. The coding region runs from base 532 to 1650 and encodes 372 amino acids.
UUUUUUAUCUUUGUAAGAUUUUUUUAGUUAAUGUAUCAUCUGGAGCUAAUUUUAACUAACCAAAUAUUAUCGAUCUUUACGCAAAUGAUAGCGAUAUCAUUUUCCGAUAACACGCGAUAAAAUUUGCGAUUUACACAAUCGUCACGAAUAAAUACGCAUAGGGAUCUCCGUAUCUAGAUAGUAUCGGAAUUCGAAUGCCCAAAAUUAUAUUAGAAACAGAAUAAUCUCAUUUACAAUGAGUUCAUUUUCCUUCGAACGUUAAGUGCAAUUUCGCGUUGCAAUUUUGCGACAUGCGAAAAGGAACUCACGUAUAUCUAUCGUCGCGACUAAAUUAAUAUAGAACGCAAUUCUCGCUAGAUAUCUUUUCGGAAACUGUCAGCUGUCAUCGGUCCCGCUCCCUGCCUAUCUCCUUGUACUAUCUCAUUCCCCGCGCCUCGUCGUCGUCGUCGUCGUCGUCGUCGCAGAGAAGACGACGGCAACUCACACGUAUGAAGGUAUCGCCGAUAAAGCGGCGCGGCGUGCAUCAUCAAUAUGGCGGCGAAUCUCGAGGAGGAGCAGAGUUUACGCGAGUGCGAGGAAUACGUUCAGCGACACAAUAUCCAGCAGGUUCUGAAAGACUGUAUAGUGCAACUGUGCGUCGGCCGGCCCGAGAACCCGAUCUCCUUCCUGCGGGAGUACUUCCAGAAGCUGGAAAGGGAACAAGCUCACGAUGCCAAGCAACAGAUCGCGACGAGUCCGGAGGAUACGGAGGACAUGCCCGCGGGCCAACAGGGCCCGCAGGUGCCGCGGCGACGAGGUGGAAUCUCGGCGGAGCCGGUCUCCGAAGAGGAUGCUACCAGUUACGUCAAGAAAGUCGUACCUAAAGACUAUAAAACUAUGGCUGCUCUAAGUAAGGCUAUCGCCAAGAACGUGCUUUUCGCGCACCUGGACGAAAACGAGCGCUCCGAUAUAUUCGACGCGAUGUUCCCCGUGACCUUCCUGCCCGGCGAGGCGAUUAUUCGUCAAGGCGACGAAGGUGACAACUUUUACGUGAUCGAUCAAGGGGAAGUUGAGAUAUUCGUUAAUGGUGAACUGGCAACGACGAUCGGCGAGGGUGGUAGCUUUGGCGAGCUCGCGUUAAUCUACGGAACUCCACGUGCCGCCACAGUUAGAGCGAAAACCGAUGUGAAGCUUUGGGGCAUCGACAGAGACUCUUACCGCAGAAUUCUCAUGGGUUCUACUAUAAGAAAACGAAAAAUGUACGAGGAGUUUCUCUCAAGAGUUUCAAUUUUAGAGUCAUUGGAUAAGUGGGAAAGGCUCACGGUAGCGGACGCUCUGGAGCCGGUAGCAUUCGAUGACGGCGAAACGAUAGUCCGACAGGGUGAGCCGGGAGAGGACUUUUAUAUAAUUGUUGAGGGAACUGCGGUGGUUCUUCAGCAACGCUCGGAAGGAGACGAACCCGCGGAGGUUGGCCGUUUAGGGCCAUCCGAUUAUUUUGGGGAAAUAGCACUGUUGCUGGACAGGCCACGAGCAGCGACCGUAGUUGCCAGGGGUCCGUUGAAAUGCGUGAAACUGGAUCGGGCACGGUUCGAGCGGGUCUUAGGCCCGUGCGCCGACAUUCUGAAACGCAACAUCACCCAGUAUAACAGUUUCGUGUCCCUUUCCGUAUAAACGGAUCCUCCGUCUCUCCCUCCCUCCUCCCACCCUUCCAUCCGAUCAUCGCAGUCAAUCGGUUCGCGCUACCGAUCAUCACUAACCUUUCAUUUCUACCAAGGACUGCAUUAUUUCACUGUACCGUAUAGUUAACACUUUUUUUUAUUUGAUUAAUAUUUAAGUGAAUUAAUGUGUUAUCGCGAUCAGCUAUCAAUCAGAUAUGUACACAAAGAUGGUAUCGUUUUAGAGAGACGCUAUUAAUAUAUUUACACCGUAAGGCUAUUUACACACUGUAUAGCUCGCGACUCGACGCCGACGCGCACGUGAAUUCAUAUUGGCGUUGAUCUCUUCCGCGCGAUCUGUUCCUACUUGUUACGUGCACGAGAAAUUAUUAAUCCGUUAACGCCCAGAAUUUUUUUUUAUAUGGCAUUGAGAACUUGGUUUUCAAAAGAAAAUUCGCGGUAAAACAACGGAGCCUUAUAUUAUUAAAAUAUUAUCGAAUAACGAUAGUAUGUAAUUAGAUUGUUCAAAUUGAAAAAACAUACUCGAUAUUUUGUCAGAAUGUGUCCCUUGAUAUCAGGUUACUCCGAGCGUUAACGGGUUAAUUCACGGUUAAUGACACGUUAUGUGCGUCUUGAAUAUAUUGUAGAGGUCUUUGAAAAUUGUGAGAUAAAAUGUAACGACGUGAUUUAUAACCGUAUUUCCCAAUACGAGGCUACAAUUUGCAUCAAAGAUGCAGACACGGUUUAUGUUCGCAUCAUUACACGAAUAGAAUAAAAUCACGUAUCGAAUUACGUUAAAUUAUUUGAAAAGUAUUUACGAUUUCUAUUAGAAGCGUCAGAAGCGAACAAUUGUAUAAAUUGCCCCCAUUUUACAUGUAAUCAAUAGAAUGGACUAGUAAAAAUAUAUCGAAUUUUUUUUCUUUUUGAAAUUCUAUAUUUAUAAGUAAUGUUUCUUUCUGCUAAUUCUGAAUCUUGAGCGAAAGCGAAUUUUGCGACAAUCGAUUGAAAUUCACAGCUUUUAAUUUUAAGGGUCGAAAGGUCUUCAGUGAAUUUUACAAGUCCACUCUGUUAAAUACAUAAUAUCGAGAAUAAUAUAUUCCUUCGAUACAUCACAUCAUAGACAUAAGAUGUCUAUGCAUCACAUGUAUGAGUCACAUGUUCGCUUCCAAUGUUGUAAUGUAACGAUAUAGCUGCAGUGAGAGGAGCCGUAAUAUUAUCUAAUGAUUAGAAGAUAGACAUUGAAAAAAAUGACGUUUUCUCGUUUACUGUUUUAUAUAUACUUUAAAUGUUCUAUGUUGUCUCUCUCUCUCUUCUCGUGUGAAUUGUUAAAUUAUUUAACAUUUAAAUUAUUUUAUUGAUCGAUGGCGGUUAUAAUUAGCAACGACAGUGUGAAUGUCGGUCGCGAUAUGCAAUUGCUUUGACGCAAUAUGAAAGACUAAGAUAUUUAUUAUUAGCGAAGCGAAGUGAACAAAACGAGUCGCAAUUUAUGUCUCCUCUAAAAGUGCGCUAGGUUUAUAGUACAAUGCGACAUAAAUGAGGAGUAUAACGUCAGAAAAUUAAAUAAUUUAUUAUGCACAA